UUUCCGCGCCUGAUGGCACCCAUCUGCCUUUAGACUUCCCCAAUAAGAAGCGGAAGAGGAGCCGCUGGAACCAGGACACAAUGGAACAGAAGACUGUGAUUCCAGGAAUGCCCACCGUCAUUCCACCCGGCCUGACUCGGGAACAGGAGCGAGCUUACAUAGUGCAACUGCAGAUAGAAGACCUGACUCGUAAACUGCGCACAGGAGACCUGGGCAUCCCCCCUAACCCUGAGGACAGGUCCCCUUCCCCUGAGCCCAUCUACAAUAGCGAGGGGAAGCGGCUCAACACCCGGGAGUUCCGAACACGCAAGAAGCUGGAAGAGGAGCGGCACAACCUCAUCACAGAGAUGGUGGCGCUCAACCCUGACUUCAAGCCGCCUGCUGACUACAAACCUCCAGCGACCCGUGUGAGCGAUAAAGUCAUGAUCCCACAAGAUGAGUACCCGGAGAUCAACUUCGUGGGACUGCUGAUAGGGCCCAGAGGAAACACCCUGAAGAACAUAGAGAAGGAGUGCAAUGCCAAGAUCAUGAUCCGGGGCAAGGGCUCCGUGAAAGAAGGGAAGGUCGGGCGCAAAGACGGCCAGAUGCUGCCGGGGGAGGACGAGCCACUUCACGCCCUGGUCACAGCCAACACCAUGGAGAAUGUCAAGAAGGCCGUGGAGCAGAUAAGGAACAUCCUCAAGCAGGGCAUCGAGACCCCAGAGGACCAGAACGACCUGCGCAAGAUGCAGCUCCGGGAGUUAGCGCGGCUGAACGGCACCCUUCGGGAAGACGAUAACAGGAUUCUAAGACCCUGGCAGAGCUCUGAGACCCGGAGCAUCACCAACACCACUGUGUGCACCAAGUGUGGUGGGGCUGGCCACAUUGCCUCCGACUGCAAGUUCCAGAGGCCUGGUGACCCCCAGUCGGCACAGGACAAAGCUCGUAUGGAUAAAGAGUAUCUGUCGCUCAUGGCAGAGCUGGGAGAAGCACCUGUCCCCGCCUCCGUGGGGUCCUCUUCUGGACCUUCGGCCACACCCCUGUCUAGUGCGCCACGGCCUGCCGCUCCUGCCAACAACCCACCUCCACCGAGCCGCAAGAACAGUGUUGCCACCAGUGGGGGAGCAGGCCAGGACAUUGGCGGGAACGCCCUCACGCAGUCUCUCAUGUCCACCACCCAGAGCCGCCCACCCUGGAUGAACUCCGGCCCCUCUGAAAGCCGGCCCUACCAUGGCAUGCACGGAGGUGGUCCUGGUGGGCCAGGUGGCGGCCCCCACAGCUUCCCACAUCCACUGCCCAGCCUGACGGGCGGCCAUGGUGGCCACCCCAUGCAGCACAACCCGAACGGACCCCCACCACCGUGGAUGCAGCCGCCACCGCCGCCGAUGAACCAGGGUCCCCACCCGCCUGGGCACCAUGGCCCUCCUCCAAUGGAUCAGUACCUGGGAAGUACGCCUGUGGGCUCUGGGCUAUACCGCCUGCAUCAAGGAAAAGGUAUGAUGCCGCCGCCGCCUAUGGGCAUGAUGCCGCCGCCGCCGCCACCGCCCAGUGGACAGCCUCCGCCCCCUCCCUCUGGCCCUCUGCCCCCAUGGCAACAGCAGCAGCAGCAGCCUCCGCCGCCCCCUCCGCCCAGCAGCAGUAUGGCUUCCAGCACCCCCUUGCCAUGGCAGCAAAAUACGACGACUACCACCACGAGCGCUGGCACAGGGCCCAUCCCGCCAUGGCAACAGCAGCAGGCGGCUGCCGCAGCUUCUCCAGGAGCCCCUCAGAUGCAAGGCAACCCCACUAUGGUGCCCCUGCCCCCCGGGGUCCAGCCGCCUCUGCCGCCCGGUGCCCCUCCCCCUCCGCCGCCUCCGCCACCUGGUUCCGCCGGCAUGAUGACCCCUUCCCGCGGCGGCGAUGGCCCGGGCCCUGAGAGCGAGGAGUUUCCGCGCCCAUUGGUGACCCUUCCAGGCAGACAGCCUCAGCAGCGCCCCUGGUGGACAGGAUGGUUCGGCAAAGCAGCCUGAGUCAUUUUUGUGGACGGAAUCGGAACACGCUGGCUCCAUACCGUGACAUUUGUAUUAAUUUUUUUUCUUUUUCCUUUGUUCCUUUCUUCUCUCUUCCUUUCUUCAGACUCCGCCCCAGGAGCAGCUCUCCCUGGUCUCCUGCUGCCGUUAGUGUCCUUCCCUGCAGCCACUCCUGGGGGUUCCGGGGCGGGGGUGGGGGGCUGGCUAUAGGCACAAGUUCUGGCUGGGAGGGCCCAUCUAGCAACAAGGGGUUCCUGCUGGUCCCUGUUCUUUGGGGUGUCAGUGCUACCAACUGCCCCACCUGGGGGGUUUUGAUAAGUUCAGGGGCCCAACUCCCCAACCCCAGGGUCCAUGGCCGCCCACCCCUGUGUGCUCUCUGCCCUUGUGCCACCGAAGCUGCCGCGCCCGCUGUUCCCCCUCCUCGAAGGUGUCCUCUCGCAUCUUGUUUCUCCCAGACAUCCGAGUGUGUUCCAGCGUCCACAGGGUUUGCGCCUCUUGUUCUUGGUUCUGCUUCCUGUCCCCUUCUGCAUUGCACGAUUAUGUUGACAAUGAUGUGGGCACCUUCUGUAUGGGCUAGCUGCGGAAGUCUCUUGGGGCCGGUGGGUGUGUCAGACUCGGCACUGUAUUUCGGGGGUCUCCCCUCGAAUAAAGGAGCAGUUGGCUCUCG
Echinops telfairi (small Madagascar hedgehog) is the source of this 2655-nucleotide messenger RNA. RefSeq names its product splicing factor 1 (gene SF1). Bases 81 to 1988 code for a protein of 635 amino acids. Gene Ontology annotation, biological process: regulation of mRNA splicing, via spliceosome. The record is from RefSeq and is a predicted model, not a curated record. Gene Ontology annotation, molecular function: mRNA binding; zinc ion binding. The transcript has 13 exons. Lineage: Eukaryota; Metazoa; Chordata; Mammalia; Afrosoricida; Tenrecidae. Gene Ontology annotation, cellular component: nucleus.